GCCGUGCCCAUGUCGGACGCGCUCUCCGCCGGCUCCCGCCCCGAGCCCCCGGGCGGCGACACCGCGCCCCGGGACCCCGCAGAAAAUGAAGACUCAUCCCAAAAGACAGAGCCUGCAGAUCAGCUAGUUGGUUCUUUGGAGUCCAGUACUUCGCAGAGCGGGUCACAAUCUGGGCCGCACCUGAGCACGGGCACAACAGAGCACUCAAAGGAAGAAAUUGGCACGCUGGGGUACCAGAAAGUGGCUGAACUAGAGGAGAAGCUGCCUGACCAAGUCCAGUCUCUCAAAAAGGAAGCUGUUCCAUUAACCAGCUACCAUGUACCUCAGGGAGUAGGGGAUAUAGUCAUGAUUCAGUCAGAUCACACUGGUGCCGUGGAUAUCCUUUCAGCUGAGCUGGAGACCGCAGACCUCCUUGGGGAGCAGAGAAAAGCUCAGCCUCCCCCUCUGGCUGCACCCACCAUGUGGACCACUGAGAAGAUGAAGGAAUUCAAAGCCAAGAUGGGAAAGGAGAAGAAUGGCCGGAUGGUGGUGAAGCGAGGCGAGGUGGUGACAGUCCGUGUUCCAACCCAUCCUGAUGGGAAAUGCAUUUGCUGGGAGUUUGCUACAGAUGACUAUGACAUUGGGUUUGGAGUCUAUUUUGACUGGACCACAGUUACUAGCACUGCCAUUACCGUUCAGGUCAGUGAAUCCAGUGAUGAGGAGGAUGAAGAGGAGGAUGAGGAAAUUGAAGGACUGUCCCCUGCAGGUGAUGUGGAACGGGGUUCCAAAAGCUAUCUGCGGAACCGCUAUGGAGAGAUCAUGCCUGUGUACCGGAGGAACAGCCACCGGGAGGUACAGGCAGGCAGCCAUGAGUACCCGGGCGAGGGCAUCUACCUGCUGAAAUUUGAUAACUCGUACUCUCUGCUCCGCAAUAAGACUCUGUUCUUUCACGUCUACUACACUGGCUGAAGAGGAGGGAAGGGGCAAGGAUGGCAGGCAGGUGAUGGUGAGUGUAGCAGGCUGCCACCCAGCCCUGGUACUGCCUGACACACUGCUGUGUGACAGAACCAUGGCGCAAUUCUGCCAGCUCUUCUUCAGACUUGAACUGGUUCUCCCCACACCCUUCUUCCUUCUUCCCCACCGUCCCCGGGGAGAAAGGUAAUUGUGACUGCCUGGUUGUUCCUAGGCAGCUGCUCUUUCUCCAAAACUUCAGGAGGUCUGCUCCAUGCAGGCAUUGGGCUGGGCCUUCACGUCACAGCUGGCAAUUGCCCAGAAGCCACAUUCAGGUGGUUGUGGUUCUGAUCUGUUGUGCUGUUACAAAAUGAAGUGAAAAUAAUCUGUUACUAUUUUGUGAAUAACUUUUCCAACUCUCCUGCUGCAUCUGCAUCACUAGAGGUCAGCUGUUAGCUUCAGUGAGCCAGAAGCACAGCUGGCUUGUCAGUUAGCCAGGGUAACCCCAUCACCUACCAUCGCUACAGCCACCAGCAGUCAGUGCUUCCUUCACUCACAUGAGUGGGUGGGAGUGCAGCUGGCCAGCAGCACCCUGUGCUGCAGUGACUUGGCAGUGCUACAACAGGUGGGCCCCAAAUAGCAGUCACAGCUCAUGCUUGAACAGGGGGUGGGAGCAGGGUGCACACCUCAUAGUCCAUAGGAAGACUUUUCCACAGAUUAAGAAUUGGAUGUUGUAUCUGUUGAUUAUAGGCAUAUGUAGAUAAUUAAAACCUCAGCGAUUACCAGAAGUUUUUUCUGUAAUCCAGAUGUGAAGCAGAAGACAUUACUUAGCACCAUGCUGAAUGAAUACAAAAUGGUUGGAAUACAACUAAUAAAUACACAGGAAAUGUUUCUUAGUAGCAGGAUGUUGGUUCACUGGUAUUGCACCCAUAUGUAGCAAGGAAAAGGCUCCCAGAGAAAUGCAGUUUGUCAGCUGCUAUUGCUGUUGCAAAGGUAUUGUUAGGAAGUUUCUUGGCAUGUUUUUGUGACUAGUGAUGAUAUCAGUUAUCAGCUUCUGCUUAAGUAGUGGCUGAGUUGAGCAAGGAAAAGUUAAUCCAUCAGAGAUGAAUUUUAAAACAUGUUAAUUGUUGUUUAUUUUAAUACUUUUAACUUGAAAUAGUUCUCUUUUCUAAGAAUACUGCUGUAUUUACAUUUUGAUACCUCUUUGCAGAGACAAAAAAUUACUUUCCAUGGUGAUACUAGAAAAGUUCUGAGUUUUAUUUUUAAAUCGUGCAGGUAAAGCACCUCUACUUGGUCCAUUCCUUCUAUUGAGAGGAAAUGAUGGACAGAAUUACUUGGGGUAGUUAAAGCCAAAGAUUUUGCUCUCAUAGGAGGGCUGCAUAUUUCCUAUAAAGGGUAUAUUGUAAUGCUGUACAAUUCGCUCUAUAUUCAAACUUACUUUUAACUAUCUCUGCUUACUGAUUCACUGCUCCAGAGCACUUAGUAGGUCAAAAUGGUAAGAGAGAAAGCAGUUGAGCAGCCCAAGCUGUGAGCAGGAGGAGUGGAAAUUGGAAGAGCAUUGCUUGGAGUACAGUGGUUUACUGGGCGAGUGGGCAAGGAGCAGAGUUGCUGCUGCUUUGGGCCCUGAGAUGGGGAGAAAACAGCCACCUUCCUCAAAAGAGAGAGUGUGUUCACCAGGAUGGGGGGGAACUGCAAAGCUACCUUAUUCAAGCAGGUCAAGCACAGGGAGACAAAACAGUAGGGCUUGGUAUCUGUCAGAGCAAGAUGCUCUUUCAGUUAGCAGCUUGGAGAGGGCUAUUCCUUCCUUUGACCUCUCAUGGAUGAAAUGAAGAAACAUCCUGUGGCCUUUAUACAGCACCUGAAUCAGGCCUGAACAAUUUAGGUAAGGUGGUUUUUUUUUUUCAUCCUUUGUCUAUCAAGUUCCUAGAUACUGCUGAUGGAGUGACACACUUCACUUCUAACAGAGAAGUAGUAGUGGUUUGUUUGCUGAUAAAAAAAACAUCAGUUUUCACAACAUUUCAUAGUUGGUGUGUUGUGUAUAGCCUAGGAAAUAAGAGGCUGGAGGAACAGCACUGCAGACAGGGAUCUGGGGGUCCUGGUUGAUGACAAGUUGAACAUGAGCCAGCAGCGCCCUGGCAGCCAGGAGGGCCAGCGCU
Molecule: messenger RNA, 3086 nt
Organism: Pseudopodoces humilis (Tibetan ground-tit)
Lineage: Eukaryota; Metazoa; Chordata; Aves; Passeriformes; Paridae
Gene: TMED8
Product: transmembrane p24 trafficking protein family member 8
Source: RefSeq, a predicted model, not a curated record